UACGCAUUUUAGAUGUCAUCCAUAACAAGAUACCUUCGCCUUCUUCAUGAAACUGAAUAACCAUCAGUCUCAUGUCAUAAAAUUCAAAAGUACGAUAGAGCCAUGGAUUCUGCUAGAGCAGAUGUUGCACAACCGAUCACCCCGAAGGCGGGGGAGCAAUCUACUGAAAAAGUAGACGCUUUCCUAGCUUCUGAACUCAACAAUAUGUCGGUCGAAGAAAGGAAUUUCGUAUUUGAGGUACGCUUCCUAUCGCGGAACGUUUGUGUGAUACUCCAUUUUCCCUCGUUUUCAAUUAGCCUCAAUUCUCAUUUUUAUCACCAUGUAGGAAAUCCAUGGAGUCGCUCAGCAUGCGGUAGAAGAGUUGUCAAUACAGAAAUUAAAUCGCAGCCUUCUUCUUCUAUCGGAAGCUCUCUACGACAUUAAAAACAAGCCUGCAUACGAUGAGGCGCAACGAAUCGCAUCAGAAGAAGGCCAUUCUACAUUCGUUAACGAUAGAAGCUAUCGCCUGAAGUUCUUAAGAGCAGAGUGUUUUGAUCCAAGGAAAGCCGCGGAGCGCAUGGUGAGAAACCUGGAUAUUCUCUAUCGAUACAUUGGUCGGAAAGGUCUAUGCCGACCAAUAUGCAUUGGUGAUCUCGAUGCCAAUGCGGUUGCAAUAAUGGAGUCAGGUUCGUUCCAACUUCUACCAUUUCGCGAUCGGUCAGGUAGAAGGAUUGGGGUUAGAAUCGGUCCCUUGGGCUUGGACUUCAUUUCAAACGAGCAGAUUGUGAGUAUCCAUGGCAAUGCCAACAUGCGUGAAUUCAUCUUCAUCUUGCGACAUAAUUUAUGCUUGACCAUACAUUUCAACGGCGCACUAACGCUUAAUUCGAAAUUACAAUGGCUACUGAAUAGAUGAUGAGAACGAUUCUUUACAUUUUUCACUGUUUAUCGGAAGACUUGGAGAGUCAGAAGCGCGGCAUCGUCAUGAUAUCCUUCCCUUCCAUUAACUUCGAUCCGUCAACAAUUUCAAACCCAAAGGCAAAACGAUUAAUCCUAGAAUGUUUAGAUUCAACAGGUAUCCGUAUUAGCGCCAACCACGUCUGCUUUCCAGAUACACCUUGGUUCCGAGCUCUCGGAGGUUUGUAUAUGAUGGCUUCGUCGCAAUAUAUUCGUGUAAGAACUCGAUUCCAUUAUGGUAAGAAUUCCUCGUUUUUGUAUUACCCGAUCUCUCAUGAGAUUCUGCUAAGUAAUCUCCGUGGUUGAACUGGAUAAAAUGGUAUCUUAAGUAUUUAUAACAUCGCUUUCUCUCCAGGUACCAUAAUUGAAUGUCGGUACAAGAUGAUGUCAUUUGGAAUAGAGAGCGGGCAACUACCCAUUAGUAAUCAUGGAACCAUCAAGACUCAAAAUCAGAAGAAAUGGAUCGCGUAUAGGAAAAUGAGAGAUCGUCUCAUUGAGGAAGGAGAAGAGGAUUCCAUUGUUGCUACUUUCUGUCCCUCUACGAACGAUGUUCUAGCCAUAGGAGGUACGCACUUUUACAAAUUUAUGGGCAAUAUUCGCUAUCGUGACAUUUUGGAAAGCAAUCUUCACCAUUACGACAAUGCAUCUAGCGUACACGAAAAGAUAUACAUCACAAACAAAGUUCUUCGUACUAUCGAAGAACGAGGCGGGCGAUUCUUAGCGAAGGACAACAACGGUUGGUGGACGCCCACGGAUAAGGAGGCCGCUCGGAUGAAGAUUAGCAAUGCAUUUCGGGAUUUGCGAAAGUCAAUGCGAGCUCGGGAGAAUCGUAAACGAAUGAACAGCGACACUCAUAAAUUUUCCGAAACCAGAGCAACUAAGUUUACGUCUUGUAUAUAACACCAAGAAACUGCCAAUUGGAUCCGUAUCAUAUUCUUCUACAUUGAAUUUUGUCAAAAAGCAACAUCGAAUCGAUUUCUCUCCAACCUUGGUUGGUAGAAGGAACAAUAUUAAAUUAAAGUUUUGAAU
This is a messenger RNA of Pseudo-nitzschia multistriata, 1962 nucleotides long. The record is from the annotation of a GenBank genome assembly. NCBI's taxonomy places the organism in Eukaryota, Bacillariophyta, Bacillariophyceae, Bacillariales, Bacillariaceae.